GCGAAAUCAAUAGUUCCACUCUUAUCCAGACAACAAUUAACCAUGUUACGUUUGCUAGCUACUUUCGCCCUGGUGGCCGGCACCUUUGGCGCUGUUUUGCCAGAUGACAUGGAUGGACGCAUUGUAAAUGGUGUUGACACAACCAUUGAACAACAUCCCUAUCAGGUAUCGCUUCAGACCAAUAGCGGCUCACAUUUCUGUGGUGGUUCGAUUAUCAGCGAAGAUGUGGUUGUAACGGCUGCCCACUGCAUGCAAAGCUAUUCGGCUUCCCAGUUUAAGGUGCGCCUGGGCUCCACCAAUUACAGCCAAGGUGGUGAUUUGGUUGGUGUGAAGUCCUUCAAAUUCCACGAAGGUUACAAUCCCAAGACCAUGGUUAAUGACAUUGCUGUCAUCAAGUUGGCCACGCCGGUGAGAGAAUCUGCGCAUGUUCGUUAUGUCCAAUUGGCCAAUAAGACACCGGCCACUGGAACUUCAGCUGUUGUCACUGGCUGGGGUACCAAAUGUUUCCUGACUUGUUCCAGCUUACCCACAACAUUGCAAGAAGUGGAGGUGGAUAUUGUUGAUGAGAAGGCUUGUGCUUCUGCGGAAUUCAAAUAUGGUUCUCUCAUUCAAGAGACCAUGGUGUGUGCUUAUGCCGUCAAAAAGGAUGCCUGCCAAGGUGAUUCGGGUGGCCCAUUGGUAUCGGGUGGCAAAUUGGUUGGUGUUGUCUCUUGGGGUAUUGGUUGCGGCAAGGAGGGCUAUCCUGGUGUCUAUGCUGAUGUACCUUCGUUGCGUGGCUGGGUUGAAAAAACCGCCAAGGCAUUGUAAAUGAAUGGUUAUGUGAAAAUUAAAAAAAAAUAUAUAUUGAACAUAAA
Musca domestica (house fly) is the source of this 854-nucleotide messenger RNA. RefSeq names its product trypsin-like. Gene Ontology annotation, molecular function: serine-type endopeptidase activity. NCBI's taxonomy places the organism in Eukaryota, Metazoa, Arthropoda, Insecta, Diptera, Muscidae. Gene Ontology annotation, biological process: proteolysis. The transcript has a single exon. Bases 43 to 807 code for a protein of 254 amino acids. The record is from RefSeq and is a predicted model, not a curated record.